GUGCCCCGUCUGGUGCCUGCAGCCGCGUGCUGAGGGUGCGGAGCGGCGCGGCUCUCUCUCUCUGUCUGUGUCUCUCUCUCUCUCCGUCUCUCCCCAGGAUUUAUGGACUUUACUUUCUAGAGGGCGGCGCGGCAAGGAUGAGAGCCCAGCUGAUGUGCGUGGUGCUGCUGGCCUUGGCCUCCUGCAGCCUCGGCUCAGAUUCAGAAGAGGAAAUGAAAGCGUUAGAAGCAGAUUUAUUGACCAAUAUGUACACAUCAAAGAUUAACAGAGCAAAACUUCCUUACUGGAAAAUGACCUUGCUAAAUGUCUGCAAUCUUGUCAACAACAUAAACAACCAAGUGGGGGAAGCAGUAGAGGUGGAUGAAGAGGAUCUCGUUUCAGGAAGACAGUUCCCUGCUGAUCUGGAUGGCUUCAGCUUGGAAGCAAUGCUGACAGUAUAUCAACUCCAAAAAGUUUGCCACAGCAGAGCCUUUCAGCAUUGGGAGUUACUUCAGCAAGAUUCUUUUGAUCUAGAGAACUCAAGCCAAGAAAAGGAAAUAAUGAAAAGAAAAAAUCCCUAUAUUCUGAAACGGCAGCUACAUGUCAACAAAGCUAGAAGACCAUACAUACUCAAGAGAAGUUCAUAUUACUGAUGCAGCAGAAGAAAACAAUGUAUAUUUAGUUUAUAGGUAACUGUGCGUUAUGGUUAUCUUAUUUAAAUCUAAAAUCAUACUUGUGUGAAAAUAUACUAUGGAAAAUCAUCAAGAUGAUAACAUAACUGUGUCUUUUUUGCAAUUGCUGUUUCUUGAUUGUGAUUUUUUCCUACUUGAGAUUAAUUGGACUGAUACAUUUGCAAAUAAAUAUAGUUUCUAAGCAUGA
This is a messenger RNA of Tauraco erythrolophus (red-crested turaco), 858 nucleotides long. RefSeq names its product neurotensin (gene NTS). Lineage: Eukaryota; Metazoa; Chordata; Aves; Musophagiformes; Musophagidae. Gene Ontology annotation, molecular function: neuropeptide hormone activity. The record is from RefSeq and is a predicted model, not a curated record. Gene Ontology annotation, cellular component: extracellular region; axon terminus.